CAGCAAAAGCUUCCAUUCUUGUUGGUUCCGUUCCACCAUCCACACCACCAGCCCCUCUCUCUCCAUCUCCUCUUCUCGGGGUUUUCGGUCGGAGCGCCUUCGCUCGGUGUUGGGGUCGCGAUGGAGAAGGAAGACGGCGUGAAGAAGGUGGCGGUGGUGGCGCCAGAGGAGGCGACGCCGACCCUCACCGCGACACCGACCCUCACCGCGCCGCUGCCGGCACCGGAGAAGGAGCCGGAGAUGCAGGGGAAGUGCUACAAGAAGACGGUGGGGGAGGAGGCGACGUUCCUGGAGACCGCCAAGGACUACUUCAACCAGUUUAAGGAGAUACCCGCCCAGAAGCACUGGAUCUGCCUCAAGAACUACUUCAACCAGAAGUGCGGCUCGGUGUUCGGCAAGCAGAAGGUCGAGCCUGUGGUGAAGGAUGAUGCAACUCCGGAGGUGGUGGCGAAGCCGGCAACUGCACCAGUGGAAUCUAACUGAGGGGCUUCUGAUCGUCUAUUCGUUUUGCAGCAGUUGAAUCUCAUUUGAGGGUGUUCUGAUCGUCUUGAGGAAACAAAAUGUAAAUAAUCUUUGGGUGUUCUACGGUGGUGAAGCCUCGAGACUUCUUUGGUCUCCCCAGUAUGUCAUGCUAGUUGUCGUGGUAGUGGUUUGGGAAUGGUUGGUCCAGUAAUUCGUCAUGAACCCUCUGUGUUUCUGCGUCAAGUUCUUAGCAUGUGGACCUCUAUCGGUGCCUGAAAUUGAAUCGUUACCGCAAUCAUUUGCCAUGAUUUCGUGCUUCUGGUUA
Sorghum bicolor (sorghum) is the source of this 787-nucleotide messenger RNA. RefSeq lists its product as uncharacterized. The coding region runs from base 121 to 483 and encodes 120 amino acids. The record is from RefSeq and is a predicted model, not a curated record. The transcript has 2 exons. Lineage: Eukaryota; Viridiplantae; Streptophyta; Magnoliopsida; Poales; Poaceae.